AUGAAGAAGCGAGACCCGGAAGAAGAAAAACCGUGCGAAAAGGACGAUAAGAUCGCUGAGGAAAUCCCAGUUUGCCAGCAGAGGUCGCUGCUGUGUCGGCAGACAACAGAGAACAUGGCGUCGGGGCACUGCGAGAAGGUCGCGACCAAUCAACAUUUGCCUUCCAUCCAUCCUUCCGUUGUUACAUCCGACUGGCAACUGGCAGGAAAUAGUGCAAAGCGUGGUAGAAAGUAUCGUCUGCUGUCGUCCCACCGAUACCACCAUUGUGCCGUCGCUGUCGACGAUCUAACAGCCGCCAUUAUGGCUUCGGAAAUUUUUCCUUUCUUUUUUGUUUCCAUUAUUUUAAUUCGAUUCUCUCUUUUAUUUUCUCGUUUUUAUUAUUAUUAUUAUCAUCAUCAAUUUAUUCUUAAUUCUUUUGGAUUUUCUCUGUUAGCAUUUUUUAAAUUCUUUUUUUUUUUUUUUUUUUUUGUUCGCCUCCUUAUCCUGUUUUUCUUUUUCUUACUUUUUCUUUCUUUUCAUCUUUCAUUUUUUUUCUUUUUCCCCAAUUCUCUUUAUAUCUCUUUGUCACAGUGUUUCUCUUUCAGAUUCCUUUAG
This is a messenger RNA of Acanthosepion pharaonis, 594 nucleotides long. Lineage: Eukaryota; Metazoa; Mollusca; Cephalopoda; Sepiida; Sepiidae. The record is from the annotation of a GenBank genome assembly.